AUGGUUCCAACACCAAAAGUCUGGCCCUUGUCACAGCCAACUGCUCGUCCUUCACCACGAAUUUUACUUUCAGCGGUAUCCUCAGAACUUGUCAACUUGCGCCAUUCUUGGGAGAGAAUGAUGACCCGGCCAGCUGAUGAGACCGAGGCAACAGUCAUCCUCGCUAAAGCAAAUGCGAUUGACAUCAAACUUGUUUCGUGGACGUACGCGGUUCCCCAACACUGGGUGCCGAUAGCAGCUACCGUAAUUCCACAAUCUGUGCGAAAUGCCGGGCUUUGGAGAAAUCGCUGUGAUUGCUAUACAGAUUUGUGGAUUGCGGCUACCUGGAAUACUUUCCGUGACUGUCGCAUUCUAUUACAGAGCAUAGUGCUUAGCUGUCUGCGUAUCUUGUCUUCCCAGGAUCCGGACGGUCGUAGGAUUGCUGCAGUCGAGUCUACCAUUCGCAAAAUUGCGGACGAUAUCUGCGCAUCAGCUCCAUUUUUUCUUGGGAGUCAGAUUGAAUCUAUUCGUAUGAAGUUCGGGCUUGUCGAGUAUCCCUUCGCGGAGACACGACCGGUAACUCUGACUCAUCAGCAAUCUGCUCCUUUAAUGGGUCCAUGGCACAUGUUUCCAUUUCUGAGGAAUCUCCAGAGUGCUGAAAUAGGAUUACCUCCUGAUCAGCUAGCCUGGGUGACCCAGCAGAUGGAAAGAAUUUUGGUCAUAUAUUUCCAAAGGUGA
Penicillium macrosclerotiorum is the source of this 717-nucleotide messenger RNA. RefSeq lists its product as uncharacterized. The transcript has a single exon. Bases 1 to 717 code for a protein of 238 amino acids. Lineage: Eukaryota; Fungi; Ascomycota; Eurotiomycetes; Eurotiales; Aspergillaceae. The record is from RefSeq and is a predicted model, not a curated record.